Molecule: messenger RNA, 11022 nt
Organism: Siniperca chuatsi (mandarin fish)
Lineage: Eukaryota; Metazoa; Chordata; Actinopteri; Centrarchiformes; Sinipercidae
Gene: zcchc14
Product: zinc finger, CCHC domain containing 14
Exons: 15
Coding region: 1251-4805 (1184 amino acids)
Molecular function (GO): zinc ion binding; protein binding; nucleic acid binding
Source: RefSeq, a predicted model, not a curated record
CUAAAACUCCAAAAGUAACACUACUAAAAGUAAUAACUAAAUAAGUCGUAGGGGAUGUAGAACAUAACUUUCUUGGUGAGACUAUCAAACUAAAUAGAUUAUAUAGCAUCAGUUUCACGUGUAUCUGGCACUUUAAAGCUUCAGUAACUAAGCUGAGAUAUGUAUGAGCGCAUAAGAAAAAGAUGUGAAAUAGCAGGGCAGCGGAUAUACCUCUGAGCCAAUCACAAGAGAGCUCUUGAAUACAGACGGGACUCGCAGCCAAUCAAAGGAGACAUUUCUGUAUUGUGGGCUGGUCUUGCUGCCAGAGUUGGGAUAAUGUUAUACACAGCUGUUUUUUUUUCGAUUUCAAGACUCAUGGCAGAAUGCGGGCAGCAUAAAACUACAUUUUGCACUAAAUUCAUUCACGGAUACUGAGCAAAAGCUCUAGUAGGCUAUCAUCUGUGAGGUUGUCUUUCAGCAGCGCCGUUUGAUGAGGUAAUGUCUCGGAAAUGUUAAUGUUAUUUCCAGUGGCGGCAGCAGCUUUGGGCCACACUAGUUUUGUUUUUAAACUUUAAACCCAGCACAGUCUUGCUAGCGGCUGGGACUUUGUCGCUGGGCUUCAGCCGACGGUUCCAUGCGCAAGUUGUGAAAAACCAUGAGGACAGAGGAACAACUCUACAGGAAGGGCAGUGUGUGCAGUGCGGGGCAGGAGAGCGGGGCGGCUCUCUGUAUGGUCGAGCGUCUCCUUGAAUGGGGCGGUGUGUUUUGAACAUCUCUACCAUUCUGCAAGAGCUGUUUCUGUGCCGUCAGGGGGGCAGCGGUCCGACCGGCGGGGAGGGACACGGCGGAGGGACUCCUGGCUGCCGAGCUACGCGUUGAACACAAACCAGAGCACUUUGGCUGCACAUGAGGCGACUUGGUGAGAUUAUGGUUUAUGGAAAGGCCUGCUGCUCAGUCGCCGCUGAUCCAACAAAGGAAACGACUGUUGCUUCCUUCAUGCCACUGCUGUGGCCAGAGUGUGUGGAAACAGACACUGGGAGUGUGGAGUGAGGGACAGCGUCAGUCACAACUUAAGUUCAAGUUGACUAAUUAGCUCUGAUUUUAUGGCCACUCGAGAGUAGCGCUGCUCGCGCGCGCCUGCGCAAUUACGCACGUACACAUACACUCGCGCUUCCUUUGUUGUGAAGUUUACUCUCAGUUGAAAGUCUUGACUUUUUCCAUUCCAGUUGUUGUCAGAACAAUAACAGUUCCGUUUGAGUGGAUGUGUGAGGAUGGUGGAGAGCCGGAGCUGUGUCCAGAGGGAGGGAGUGUACCGCUGGUUCUCCUCCCUCACCUCAGCCCAGAGAGCCGAGUUCCUGUGCGGCCUUCUGGACCUCUGCGUCCCCAUCGAGCUCCGCUUCCUCGGCUCCUGCCUGGAGGACUUGGCCCGCAAGGACUACCACUCCCUCCGGGAUGCGGAGAUCAAAGCCAACAACCCCGCCGACCUAUCGGGCCUCACUAACAUCACGGACGAGGUGGUGCGCAGCAAGCUGCUGGUGUCCCUCGCCCUGCUCGGCUCGGACAACAGGGAGGCGGCGGGAGUCCUGUACCGGACCCUGACUCACAUAGACACGGUGAUUAAUAACUACGGCCUGGCUCUGAACGACGGGAGGACCGAGGAGCAGUUUCUCUUACUGUUCACCAUGGCCUCUCACCACCCGGCCUUCAGCUUCCACCAGAAGCAGGUGCUGAGGCAGCAGCUCGGCCAGAUCCAGGACAUCCUACAGGUCAGCAGUGGAGGAGGAGGAGAGGCUCAAGCAGCAGGCCCUGGUGGGGAUCGAGCUGCCGUCUGUUACGCUCAGCCACAUCACCACUAUCACCAUCAGACCUUGUCCCUGCCUCUGGCCUCGUUGUCCUCCUCUGCCUGCUCCCUGCCUGAUGCCAGCGCUGCCUACCUGCCUCUGUCUGCCUGCCAACCCUGCCAGACACACUGCACCUGCUGGCACAAGUUUAUGCAGGAGAUGUCGGAUUACAGCAAAAGUGGCGUUGCAACAACAAGACAACAAGAUAAGAGCCAGACCAGAGAGGCCGGCACAGUCUCGGGGCCAGGCUCAGGGGUCACCGUGGGACGACGAGACCAAGCGGUCAGCCAGGAGCUCACCCCUCAUCACCCAGACCUCCAUCCUCCUCUUCCACCUCCUCCCCCUAUUCCUCCACCACCACCUCCUCAUCUGCCUCCUCCUCUGCCUGCUGGGCAAGGCCAGGAUGCAGCAACACCAACCAAGAACCACCAGGGGAAAGCAGGAAAAAUGGUGAUUGAGAGGGUGGUGCUGAGAGGAGUGACACACAAGUCUGAAGACACCAGUGAAUAUGUGUUCGAGGCCAGCUGGUCAGAUGGUUUUGUGUCAUCCGUUGUCAGAACUCAGCAGGAGGUGACAGAGCUGCUGUCCCAGCUGUCACAAGCAUUUCCAGAAGAAGGAGUGGAGAAAUUCCUCCCUCAGUCCAUAGAGCAGGUCCCCAGGUGUCUGACAGCACUGCCCUGCCAUGUCCUCCAGCACCACAGCGUCCAGCUGUUCUUCACCUCCACCAGGCCUCUCUCACCCAACUGUCCUGCCUCCCUCCCUUCCUCCCUCCCUCCAUUACCCUCCUCCCUUCCUACGGCUCCUGUCGCCCCGACCUGCCCGUUCACCUCCAGCUCUAAUCUUGGCUGUACAGUUCAGUACAGAGGAACCAACAGGGCAGUAUACAGAGUGGCCAGCGUCCAGCCCGUCGUCAGCACCCACAGCUCUGUCUUGACUCGCCCUUCUCCUCACCUCUCCUCUCUCCCUCCUCCUCUUCCUCCCUCCAUUCCUCCUCCCCAGCUGUCCUCCCUCCCUCCCCCUGUGCCAGCCCUGCCCACCCAGAGCUCCAUGGCUGGCGGGGGUGAUCACUCUUCCCAGGCGCAUCCCCAACACAGUCAAUCGCACUCCUACUCCCAGCACCACCUUCAUCCACAAACCAGCAGUCAGUCCAGCGCCCAGUCCCUGCACCUGUCCCAUUCCCUGCCAAUGUCACACUCACAUUCCCAGUCCCUGUCAUACCCCCAGUCCCAUUCCCUGUCUCGAUCCCAGUCCCUCACACAGGCACCAUCCCAGCCCAGCACUCCAGAGCAGAACGGCAUCCUGGACUGGCUCCGCAAGCUUCGGCUCCAUAAGUAUUACCCUGUCUUCAAACAGCUCACCAUGGAGGAGUUUUUAGCACUGACAGAGGAGGACCUGAACAAGUACGACCUGACUCAAGGAGCAAAGAAGAAACUUAAGACUCAACUAGAGCUACAGAAGUCAGUAGACAGGGACCUGAAGAUGGAGAAGCGGUCCUGCAGCGGCAUCGCCAGGGUGACGCCCUCCAGUCACAUGGGACCCUCAACACAUCCCACCUCCACUGCAGGCGAACUGCGAGUGGAAGUGGACGCUGUGCUGCACCAUCACCCCGUCUCAACAGACAGCAGCUCGUCCUCAGGCUAUUCCAGCUCUUCCUGCUCCCCCCGAACACCAAUCUGCUGUGACUCCACCUUCGACAGGACCAGAGACAUUCACAGGCGUGUAUCAGGUCCAGACGCAGCAGGUGGGGGUCCAGAGAAGGACCGGUCCUGUCUCUUCAUCCUGAACUCCAGCUGCCCCACAGGCUCCAGUCGCCCAACAGCCCAGGUCCUACCUGUUCAAACCGAUCCAACUCCUCCUCUCCCUCCCUCCUGCUCCUUUGGCCUCCCGCAGUCUUCCUACCACCCACAGGCCAGUUACCCCCAGACCCUGCUCUCCCCGGUCUCAAACCCAGCACGCAUCCUGACUUCCCCGCGUAAGCCCAGGCCCCCUCCGCUGUGCAUGGAGGACAGGACUAAGCCUCUGGGCUCGGGUCUGCCUGCCGCCGGUGCAGCCUUCAGUACAGGGCUCAGUGUGGGGAUGGGGGUGAGGCUGGAGAACCUGUUCCCUGGGCUGAACAUGGAUGGCUCCUCCACACUCCAGGACUCGGUGGUUUGCCGUGGCCUGGCGGGAGGUGCUGUGGGUCUGAUGGUAGAAACCAGUUCUGCUCUGACCUCCACCUCCAACAGCCUCCACCAUGUCUCCCACCCCCCUCUGCACUUCCACCUCUCGUCCUCUUCAUCCCCCUCUCCAUCUGGAUACUACUCCUACCCACCUACCUCCUCCUCGUCCUCCUGUCCCUCCACAAAGUCCGGCUUACAGUCUGGCACCUCCAGUAAUGUUGGUGGCUUUGUUCCCAAGGCAACUGCAAGCAGUGUUCCUGUGGCUGCGGUGCCUGGCAACACUUAUUACCCACCCCAGCCCACCUCUAGCCCCUCCCCUUCCCCCUCCUCUGCCUCUUCAUUGGAUCAAAGUUCAGGUCACAACCCCUCCAUGUGUGUUUGCAGCUCCUGCGGUUGUCGGGGGAACUGCGGCGCCUACGGGGCAUUGCCUGGAUACGCAGCGGCCGGCUACCUGCAGCCAUUCUCGGCCGGCCCCUCCCUCUUCACCCUGGGUCCUCUGCUCCAUCUCAGCCCCCUGAUAGCCUCGUCCAGCGCUGCCGGCACUGGAGCCACGCCCUUCUCCUACCCAAUGAUGGUGCCACCGCCCCUCUACCGCCACAGCCCUGCGUCACAUGACCAGCAGCAGGGCUUUGCCUUCUACCAGCCCCAUGGCAUUGUGGGAAAUGGAGGCCAGAAACGGGCAGCAGGGAACCUGUCGUGUUAUAACUGUGGUGCCAACGGACACAGAGCAGAGGAGUGCAAACAGCCGGCCAUGGAUUCAGCACAGCAAGGGACAUUUCGACUGAAGUACACUCCUCACGCUGACAGUAAGGACUCAGGAGACUAACCAGCAAAAACACCAGUGGAUUUGAACUGUCAUACUCUGACACAACUGUACCUCAUGUUCCUGCUGAAGCUAGCAGGCAGCAGCCAGAGUUUAGACAGUCAGCCUGCUUCUGGGUACAACGAGACAACACGGGUCUGUUCAAAGACUGUCGAUCUGAAAGCACAGACCCCUUGUAUCUUUUGUAAUUCUUGUACAACGGCUUACAGAGAGAUGAGAGGAAGACAGAAGAGAAACAGAUUGGUGAGAAGAGAGGAGUGGUUGUCACAGUCUGUGUCAUCAGAUUAGCUUUCAUCCCUCCUCAGAUCUACACAAAUACAAACACAAGUCACAAGAAGAGCUGGAGAUUUGUAAACUCUGUCUCGCGUCAUUUCAGAGACGUGGCUGGAACGCUGCCUCGUCCUCUGCCUUGGUUCACAAACCAAAGGCAAAGCACUCCAGUAUCCUAAACUUCCUGGGCACUCAGUCAAGUGCAUUUUUACCUGUUCUAAACAUAAAACCCAGUUUAAUCAAAUCAUGCCCUUAUUGUGUCAGACUGGAUACCUUGGAUAUAUCUUAAUCCACAAAGAAGCACCAGUGGUAUCUUCCCUUUGACUGAAUCUGCUGGUAUAGAACUUCUUAUAUCACUCAAAGCUUUGAUAAACGUAGUUCUCUUGUACGUCUUGUGAUCAGGUUUGGCUCACUGCUGUCCAGUUACAAGAGCUGUGUCCCCAGUUCCAUGCUACAUACUAAUUAUACUACAUACUAACUGUACACACUAAUGCUAUACUAAUAUUUAUAGUAUACCGAAGAAAUCAACAAACUUUUUUGUUUUAUACUAACAGGAAAACUAACAGCUCUUUUUUUCUGCAUCUGUGAGCAGCCACUCUCUUUCCUUUGAGCAUUGCAUUGUGGGAGAAUAGUGUCCAUCAACAGCACACUAAAAAAUCAGGCGUUUUUAGUAUGCCUAUCGACAUACUAUAUAUUUUGAGUAUACUUCAUUGUGUCACUUUUCCAGUGCAAACACACUACAUACUCAAAACCUGCUUAGAAUUAGUGUGCAAUAAGGAUUUGGGACACAGAUAAGGUUGUAUCACCUUCUUCAUCAUCUUCCUUGAAGAGGAACAAAAGGGGGGAAAAAGAUUGUCCACUUUAAACAUACCCUUUUUAUCAUGCUAUGGAGCAAUGUUCUGAUGAGUGGGUCCGCGGUAAACAUGGAUGAAAACAGUGCAGGAGUUCAAAUAUUUAAACAAUCGACACUUAAUGUAAACACAAAUGUGUUUGUUUACAAGAAAGCUCCACAGGGAACCUUUAAAAGGAACUGAGUACCCCUGAUUCAAGGGCUGGUUCCCUCAGAAGGAAUCAGCUCAAGAAGGUGGAUCCUUUGCAGGACCUGAGGGUCUGACUGCUCCACCCCUGAUCAGGCGGUCUAGCCCCAUAGAGACCAAAACUGACGAUGUAUGCAGGCACUUCCGUGUCAACUUGUUAAGUAUUUUAAAUUUGACGAUCACGACGUGGCAUUAAAAGGCUGGUGAACUGUAGAGACCAGCAAGAAAAAAAAAGAGCUCCAUGAUAUCAUAUGUCCAGGCUGCCAACACGAGCAUGAGAGUUAAUGCUUGGAGUCCUCACAAUAGCUUUUUCAUUGGUCUAAUUCAGGUGACAUAUUUACCAGUAAUCAGUGAGCACUGAUCACCUGAAUGCUUCAUUCAAUAACUGACAGUAGACACAGCAUAACCGUCAUCACUGAAGUGUAUGUGUGGACAGGUCACACUUGCAAAUCCCUCUUCAGCAGCUGGGGAUCACACAGGGAAGCUGCACCAGCCACUGUCUUGUCCAUGAAACCUCUUCACCAGUGCCCAGCAGCGUCUCUACCUCUGAGCCAACCUGAGAGCAAAAUGGCCUUCUGUGCCAAAUACUGUUCCUCUAUAUCAGGACAAUCAGAAUGCACACUGAAUGUUUUCAGACACUUCAAAAAGUCUGUACAGAGUGUCUUUGUAUGUUCAGUUCACACCAGCGUUUCUGUAGUCAGUCAAGCUGGCAAAAGUGCCAAUUUGUUUUCAGUUCAGUUUGAUGAUGUUUCAUUUUUCAUGUUGCUGGUGUAAGUGAAUGAAUGUUGAUGGAUGUUAAUCCUAAACUUGUUCUCACUCCAGGAGAGAUGGAGCUGACUCUUUUUCAGGACUGUUGAAUUGGAAAGAGUCUAAGCAAGAUGGAACAUGUUUCACAGUCUGACUGUGAGUGAGUUGCUGGGCAGGACCCAGAGUAUUAAAGACAUGAGGACAGCUGGUCCUUCAGAUGAAACUCUAUCUGUACCCCUGGAGGGCACAGCACAGGGACAUGGGGUGUUUAUUUAAAAUGGUAAAUACUGAACAUGCAGUAUGUAUAACAACUUCUGUCUGUUGUUUAAAAUAAGUCAACAAUGUGCUUUUUUUCAAUGGUUGCACAGAACAAGAAAAUUGCCUCCAUAGAUCAUACCAAAGAGCGCCUUCUUUCGAGUUUUUUGUCACAUAGCUCCACUUUUGUUGUUGUUUUUUUUUUUUUUGAACUAUUUAGUUUUGCAGUUUCCUUAAAGCCAGACAUGAGUCGGAGUCUGUAAGAAUCACAAUAGAGCCUGGUUAACUGAUGCUCAAGCAUGCAUGUUGCUCUUUAUCUUUAGUAAAAUAUGCUUUUGCAAUAUUUGUGUGCAAAUGUUUGAACACAGUUUAUAAUUAUCCAGUUCUUUUGUAGGUCAGAUUUUAUAUUGCUUAUUGUGUUUUAAAACUUGUUUUCCCCUCAAAGUUCAGAUAAAACAUGUUUGAGUAAUAAAAUAUUUUCUGAUUCUGUCUUUCAUCACAUUGUGUAUAUGAUUUAUUUAUUAAUUUAAAGGUCCAGUGUGUAGGAUUUAGUGGCAUCUAGUGGUGAAAUUGCAGAUUGCAACCAUUUGAAUACUGCUUGCAUCACCCUCCCCUUCCAAGCGUGUAGGAGAAACUACAGUGGCCGCGAAACUCCCAAAAGGCCAUCGGCCCUAUCUAGAGCCCGUGAUUGGUUUGUCCGUUCUGGGCUACUGUAGAAACAUGGUAGUGUAACAUGGCAUUAAUUGAACAUUGAAUUAGAGGAAGAAUUGGAGCGCGGAAUUGGAAACGAGGAUACAAGAGGAUUUUAAACUAAAAAGAAACGGAAGAAGAGUAAUUCGAGUGAUUCCAGUCAGACAAAGAGGAAAGAGGAGACGUAUCUUGUCAGGACACAAACAGGCAGGAUUUUCAAGGAUCCACAUGAGGUCGGAAAGUUUGUAGGAGGAAAGCUGGGAGAUGUACAAUAGGUCAGGAUAACAAGAAGUGGGAUGGUUAUCAUUGACUGUGUAUCAAAGCGUCAGAGAGAUAGAGCCCUUGAGAUUAUAGCAGUGGGAACUGCUUCCCACUCGGAUCACAAGUAAAGUAGAAGGGAGCAGUAAGCGGUGUGCCACUGACCGUAGAGGCCGAGUCAUUUCAGGAUGUUGAAGGUGUGUGUGAGGCAAGAAGGUUUACAAGAUUCAGAAAAGGGGGAGGACAGUAAUUCGGUGUGUUUGACUUUUGAUCUAGAUUAUGUGUGUCACAGGGUGAGGCCAUAUGAGAGAGCUCCUCUCAGAUGUUGCUGCAGUAUGGAGAGGAGGCAGGAGAUGUGCGAAGGAUAACUGUAAUGUGGAGAAAGAGCAAGCAAAGUGCGUGCACUGUGAGGGAAAUCACCAUACGGGAUCACCACACUGUCCAAAAAGAAUUAAAGAAGUAAAAGUGAAGAAGAUCAGAGCAGACAAGGGAUCGUCAUACGCUGAAGAUGCUAAGAGAAUGGAGAGGAACUGUGAGAUGGUGGCAGUGCCAAAGGACAAGGAGCAGAAAGGUGAUGGCGCUGAUCAGAGCAUCUGCAUGGACAAGAAACGAUGUCUGGCAUUCACUGCCGCGGUUAUAAAUUGUGCUGCUGAAAUAAAGGGGAAGUCGGAAAGGAUUAAGAUGGUGCUGGAUGCUGCAAAAAGGUUCUUGAAAGUUGUAGGAACCAAAUAUGUUGUUUGAAUGGCCAGAAUUUAAUUGUUAUUCACUGUGUGUACAUUGAGCAUCGCUGUGCAAGUAUCUAGGGCUCUGGUAUGUAGGUAGCAGGGUAACUGUUGUCAUCAGGUGUUUGACCCCAGAAGGGCAAAGGGUUUUUGACCACUGGGGCGCUAAGGGUUUGUUUGUCACGCUGUAAGUUGUGUGUUUGGUUUAUCAAUGGAAACUGGAAAAUGGACUGUAUUUACCUUUUACAACAGAAACAAUAAAGAAAUGGAUUGUUUUUCUGCAACCAAAGAACAGCCUGGAGAUUGUGUACUGAACUGAGGGAAGGAGUUGCUACAGAUGUUUGGUAAGCUCACUUCUUUCUAACAACUACAACAACCAACGCUGACUCGAGUGACAUCACUUAAGGACAUUUAUCCGAUUUCGCGCAGCUCCUUCUGGAGCCACAAAAGACUUUUUUCACAUAUGCAGUAGUAGGCCCUGCACCCCAAGAGCAAAAUCAGUGGAGUCCCCCUUUAAACGCAAAGCACAAACACAGAACACGGAUAUCUAACAGCUACAUCCACUUCUCUGGGUAUGUUUGGUACAGGUCUACUUGUCUUUAGAUAGUUCAGUAUCAGCUUGAAUAUAAAUCCUAAUAGUUCAUAAGAUUUCCAUUAAAAUAGUCGGAUCUAAAACUUAAAACUUUACCAGUGGACUGGAGGACUUCUGUUAAAAUUAGCAACACUAAGAUUACAGGUCUCAUUUUGUCAUGGAUAAAAACCACCAUUCUCAUCCAUAGAAAAUUACAGGGCAGCCAGUGGAAUAGACCCAUAUUUACACAUGUAUGAAUAGAUGCUAAAAAAAAAUAUAUAUCAACAGAAAAUGACUUGGUCUGUCUUUCACUAUUUUUGCCAUUAUUUCUGUACCAGUUAACAAGCUAAAGAGCAGUCAACAUUGGGUUGUUUUUUUUUUUGUUACCCAGAUAUAAGUAAUGCACAUGAAGCCAGAUAAUAAAGGGAACAUUUUCAGAUUCACAUUUUUUUUCUAAAUUUGUGUGCAGCAGAAUGUAACACGCAGGUUUGCCAACUGAAGAAUUGAAGCCUCAGUUAUUAGAGGAAUCUGCACACUCCAACUAUAAAUACAAAGUGCCUCAGGGAUUGAGCAUCCAAAGUAAAUAACUUAACAAGUGCAAUACUGUUGGUGUGAAAGAAUGUGUUUCUUGUCAACUGUCAGUGUUCACCUCACUGGUGUGUCCCCUAUUCACAGUGUGUACCUUUUAUGUAACGGUAAUGUCAAAUAGACAAAGCAAAAAUGAAAGUACAGUCAAAACAAACAUUGCAAGACAACAAAGUCAUGGAAAUUAGGAACUAAUCAGAAAUUAAAAACAAAAUGUAAAUCCCUUCCAACACCUCACUAGCCACUCAAACACUCCUGUCAUUCAGGUCACAGCAUUUUGCCAUCUGAUAUUUGCCUGCUUAUAAUGCACGUAUAAGAAAUCUAUCCUCCACUAUGUGUCUCUGCUGUGACAUCGUCCCUUCGUCUCUUCCUCUGCGUCCACCACGUGCUCUGACCAAACCGACACAUAUAUAUUUUGACAUGCCUUUCCUGUUGUCCCUCUCUGACGUCUGUCUGCUCAGCUCUGCCCUCUGUGGCGUAAAUGUGUUUGAGAAGUGAUAGCUGAGGAGCUGCCACUGUAAACUACAUUUGACAACAUGAUUAAGCCGCACUAAAAAACUGAAACAUUUUACUAACAAUAAAGAUUUAUGUUUGAAAGGUUUUAUAUUAUAUUUUGCAUGUGAGGAUUUACACAAUGAGCAUUAGGAUAAAAACUGAAAACUGAUUCACUACAAGUUGUUAGUUUUAUGACUGCAACAUCUGUAACUUUACACAGAUAGUGCUGCAGCAGGUUUCACACAACUGAUAUGUUACAUUAUGUCUGCAGUUACAAAAUGGACAGCUUUCUAACAGUGCAAACAGCCAUGAUUUUAGGAUACUCGUCUAUAGUCAGAAUAAUACAGGAACCCCACCAUUUAUCUUUUUUUCUCCUUUUUAUUGUUUACAAAAUACCAACAUAAAUACAUAAGAGGAGGCUGUGUCAUAUUGCUGUGUGUGGAUAUGCGUGUGUGAAACAGAGGAGCAGGCAGAAAAGACAGCACUGGAACAAAUGCUCCACCCCUCUGUAACAGACACACAGUGGCUUUCACUAGUCAGAAAACAAAGUCCCCUUUGUACUUCACAUACUGUAGACAGCGAAGAGUAAA